Bombus pyrosoma is the source of this 400-nucleotide messenger RNA. RefSeq lists its product as uncharacterized. The coding region runs from base 20 to 394 and encodes 124 amino acids. The record is from RefSeq and is a predicted model, not a curated record. The transcript has 2 exons. NCBI's taxonomy places the organism in Eukaryota, Metazoa, Arthropoda, Insecta, Hymenoptera, Apidae.
GGAAAUAGUAAUCAGAUACAUGGUAGUCUUGAAGCCAAUAUCGCAAAGUAUAGUAGCUCGCAAAGGAAAUGAAUAUAUGCCAACGAUUCAAGAUUUACACGAAGGAACGCAAUUCUCUCCGCACGAACUAAACCUUGGGCACUUGGCCAGAGAACCCGCUAGUCAAGUAAUAAUCGAAGAGGACAUGGAACCAAUAUAUGCAGAAUAUCUUAGAAGCAUGUUUGAUAAAAUCAACAUUGUGCAGCAAACGGCAAGAGAAAACUUGAUGACGUUUCAAAGUAGGAGAUCUAAUAUAUCUAAUAAAGGAACUGUUACAUCGCGCGGGACAUCUGCACGCCAGUCAUCGCUACCUGGCAGCCAACAGCCAACCUACAGCCAUCCCGAUUCUCAAUAGACCCAA